Messenger RNA from Closterium sp. NIES-65, 3594 nucleotides. The record is from the annotation of a GenBank genome assembly. Lineage: Eukaryota; Viridiplantae; Streptophyta; Zygnematophyceae; Desmidiales; Closteriaceae.
AUGGCGACUCAUUUCCUGCGCUUCCUGAAUCUCAUCGUGCUGGCUGGAGGCGUCGCGUCAAUAGUAAUAAUGCUCAUAAUCCGCCCCGUGCCGCUCUUUCCUCCUGGCUGGGGCUUCAUCCUGCUCGGCGCGCUUACAGUCGCAUCCGGUCUGCUAGGAGUUGUUUCAGCUGCGCGGCCAGGAUUCUUCUUCGACUGCCACGUGUUCUGCCUUUUGGUCUCCCUCGCGGGCUUCCUCGCGUCGUUCCUGGUCAUCUUCCUGCGCCUCGACGUAAUCGUGGGGAACCUGAGCCCGGCGGUAGAGAGCGGCAAGGCGCGGCAGCUGGUGAGCACGGAGGGCGCCAUCUACCUCGUGCUCUUCGUCACGCAGCUCGUCGUGCUGCUGCUCGCCGCCAUCGUGCAGUGCUGUGGCGCAGCUGACUAUAGCGAUGCCUACGAAUCGAUUUCCCCCGUUAGAGCCUCAACCCGCAGAUAUGAAGAGCCUCGGCGGCCGAGAAUGGAGGCUCGUGCUGCUCCUCGAAUGCCGGAAAGACCUAGUGAAGCCCCCCGGCGGUGGAUUCCGGCGAAGCCGGCGGAGCCGACGCCGCCAGCCAUGGCAGGUGGUGUGGAGUAUUCGGGCAGAGUGGUGGGAGAUAAGACGCAGAGAAUGGCAGAGCAGCUUCAGCAGAAGUACGCGCACUGGGUCAAGCGCGACACGCACUUCGUCGAGAGUCUCUCGAGCAAGUCCUCUGUUAGCCAGCAGACUGCUCGCGUUACUUCGCUCCAGAAGCAUUCGCUGGCGUCUGCCGUCUCCGCUCCGCGCGCGUCCAUUUCGAAUAAUGCGGACUUCGGCAAGCCCGAGAACCCGAGGGCGAGCCGGAUCGUGCCGUCCGCCGUGGCGAGCGAGCCCGCGGCAGUGAGCAACUCGCCAAAUGCAUUCCACACGGAAAACGGCUACCUUUACGUCGAAGAUAUGCGUGUCGCUGACGUGGCAGAGCAGAUCUGGCAGCAAGAGGACAACUUCCGUCCCUUCUACCUCUACAGCCGUCCGCAGAUCCUCCGCAACUAUAACGCGUAUGUGGACGCGCUUAAGGGCCUGCCGGGGUCUAUUAUCGGGUACGCGGUGAAGUCGAACAACAACCUCAAGGUGCUGCAGACGCUGUGCGGCGCGGGCAGCGGCGCCGUGCUCGUCAGCGGCAACGAGCUCCGCCUCGCGCUCCUCGCCGGCUUCGACCCUUCCCGGUGCGUGCUGAACGGCAACGGCAAGCAGCAGCACGAGCUGGAGCUGGCCGCGGAGCACGGGUGCCUGAUCAACAUCGACAGCGAGUUCGACCUCGAACAUGUCACCGCCGCCGCCGAGGCCACCGGCAAGGUCGUCAACGUGCUGCUCCGCAUCAACCCCGACGUCGACCCGCAGGUGCACGCGUACGUGGCGACGGGCAACAAGAGCAGCAAGUUCGGCAUCCGCAACGAGCGCCUGCGGUGGUUCCUCGACCAGAUCCGCGCGCGCGAGGGCAAGCUGCGCCUCGUCGGCGCGCACUGCCACCUGGGGUCCACCAUCACCAAGGUGAACGUGUUCCGCGAUGCGGCGCGCAUCAUGGUGGGGUAUCUGGACGAGAUCCGCGCGCAGGGCUUCCCCGUGCAGUACCUCAACAUCGGGGGUGGACUCGGCAUCGACUACUCGCGCUCCAAUGCCGUGCUGCCCUCGCCCACCGACCUCAUUGACACCGUGAGGGAGAUAGUGACGGACCGCGGGCUGACGCUAAUCAUCGAGCCGGGGCGGUCGCUGAUCGGCAACACGGCGGCGUUUGUGUGUCGGGUGAUCGGGGUGAAGAGCAACGGCAGCAAGGACUUCAUCGUCGUCAACGGCUCCAUGGCUGAGCUCAUCCGCCCCGCCCUCUACGACGCCUACCAACACAUAGAGCUGGUGGCGCCGACGCCGGAGGGGGCGGAGGAGCGAAGCUUUGACGUGGUGGGGCCCGUGUGCGAGUCCGCUGACUUCCUCGGCAAGGCCCGCUCUCUGCCCACACCUGCUGAGGGGGAUGCUCUUGUGGUGCACGAUGCUGGAGCGUACUGCAUGGCCAUGGCUUCCACAUACAAUCUCAAGAUGCGCCCUCCUGAAUACUGGGGGCGCACGCACGGGAACCAGAAUGCAUGCAGCCAGCUUUUCAGGCCAAACCCGCCCUCCGCCCCAACCCGCCAUCUUGUGGCAUUUCGUUUCUACCUCCUCCCUCCACAAAAGCAUUUGCUGCUGUCACUGCUGUGUGCCAUCAGCAUCGCAUUGCUGAAUUGCCAGUCAGUCCACGAGCCGAUCCCCUCGCUGCAUUACGGAUUAAUCAUGGCCAGCGCAUCGUGCCUCGCAAAGGUGAACCUGCAGCCGUCGCCGUGCGCUGCCGGUCUUAGAAGCCAGUCCGCGGAUUGCGCGUCGUUGCGCAAGAGCGUCGCGGUGCAGCCAUGUGGCGUGCGGAGGGGAGUGAGCGUGCGCGCGCACAAGGACGCGGAGAGGGUUGGCGUGGCGGCGGCGGCCGUGGCUCUGACGGCGCAACUGACGGCCGCAAAUGCCGCGUUGGCCGUGGACGCGGACCAAGUCCGAGAAACACUCGCCCAGGUGGAAGAACUGGCUAAGCAGACUGCUGACCUGGCAACCAAGGUGUACAGCACGAGCAUCGACGUGGCAGAGCAGGUGGUCCGCGUCACCAAGCCGCUGGUGGAGGCGGCAGCGCCGGUGGUGAUCGAGGGAGCGCAGGAGGCGUUAAAGGCGGCGGCACCGGUGGCGUCGGACCUGGCGGAGAAGGCGUCCAAGGCGCUGCAGGACUCGGGCGUCGACGUCGCGCCCGUCGUCGAGGCCGCCAGGACGGCGGCGAGCGUGGCGGACGGCGUGACCGACAGCACGGGGCGCGCGAUUACGGCGGUGACGCCGUACGCGACGAGCACGGUGGACCUCAUCAGCUCCGCCGACCCCACCGCGCUCUCCAUCGCCGCGGGCGGGCUCUUCGGGCUGUACCUCCUGCUGCCCUCUAUCGGCCGCGGCAUCGCCUACUCCUUCCGCGGCUACGCAGGCGAGCUGACGGCAGCGCAGGCGUUGGACGUGUUGGAGAGGGAGGAGAGCGUGCUCGUGGACGUGCGCUCAGAGGACCAGAAGCUCUCCUCCGGCGUGCCCUCUCUGCCCCGUGGGCUCUCCCGCAAAAUCAUCUACGUCCCAGUGGAGGAGGUACCAGUGGAGCUGCGCGACCAGCUGAAGAACCCCUUGGACACGGAGGCGGAGCUCACAGCCAUCAAGGUGGCGUCGCUCAAGAGAAUUGGCCGCCGCGCUAAACUCAUCGUCAUCGACAACGACAAUGAGAUCUCAAAGCAGGUGGCGCGGUCGCUGGCCUCUCUAGGCUACCGCAACGUGUGGGUCGUGCGGGACGGCGUGGAGGGGCGGGCUGGAUGGGCGGCGAGCCAGCUGGCGAUCGACUCGUACGACGGGCCACCCACAAGCUGGUUCUCGGUGCCGUCUUACUCGUCGGGCGGCACCAGCAAGGAGCGCACCGGCACCCAGAAGCUCGGCACUCAGUCUAGGCUCGGCACUCAAUCGGUGUCUGCAGCUGCCUCCACUGCCGCUGGGGAGGAGUAA